UAUUUUUACGCCAAUCACAUGACUGAUAUUGCAGUACUGGAGCACCAAUCUGAAAUAUGAAGUUUUUAUUGUUAGUUCUGAUCUCUAGUGCUAUGGCUGCAAAAGAGUUUCAUACACUGGAUGUACUAUACUCCAGAGUCCCAGCAGAUGCACAGCAGAGGACAGUUACUGCCCUUAUACAGAGAGUUGUUGGUGCCAGAGCCAGUCAGUUUAAAGCAAUAGUCAAUCCAGCAUUAGGACCAAAUAGAAUUGAUACUUUUCAUCUUGUCAGUGAGAAUGGUACUGUAACUAUAGGAGGCAGUACAGGGGUAGCUGUAGCCAUGGGGCUUUACUACUACCUAACCAACUUCUGCAACUGUCAAAUAACAUGGGCUGGACAACAGUUAGACAUUCCUAAAGAACUUCCAAAGUUACCUAAAUCUGGUGUUACAGUUUCUGCUAAUGAUAGAUUUCGAUACUACCAGAAUGUAUGUACAGUGAGUUACUCCUUUGUUUGGUAUAAGUGGGAAGACUGGGAGAAACAACUUGAUUGGAUGGCAUUACAUGGACUUAAUCUACCAUUAGCAUUUACUGGACAAGAAGCAAUAUUUCAAAGGGUGUAUAUGAAAAUGGGAAUGACUAUGAAAGAUAUGCAGACACAUUUUGGUGGACCUGCUUUUCAGGCUUGGUCUAGAAUGGGUAACAUGAGAGGAUGGGGAGGACCUGUCACACAAACAUGGCUAAAUGAUCAGCUGAUAUUACAACAUAAGAUACUAGACAGGAUGAGAGCUUUAGGAAUGAUUCCUGUUUUACCUGGCUUUGCUGGACAUGUACCUGAAGCUUUAUCAAGAAUACACCCUAAAGCCAAUAUAUCACAGUUAGGAGAUUGGGCUGGGUUUAGUAAGAAAUUUUGUUGUACAUAUCUCUUAGACUUUGGAGAUCCAUUGUUCAAAGAAAUUGGUGUUAGUUUUAUAAAAGAGAUGGAAUACGAAUUUGGAGUAGAUCACAUAUAUAACGUUGAUUCGUUUAAUGAAAUGAAACCAAAAUCAGGUUCUGCUGAAUACCUACAAGAAGUUGGAAGUAUAAUAUUUGAUGUAUUACAGACAGGUGAUCCUGAUGCCAUCUGGUUAAUGCAAGGAUGGUUAUUUCAAGAUAAACAGUUCUGGCAACAAGCACAGAUCAAAGCAAUGUUAACAUCUGUUCCAGAGGGUAAAAUGAUUGUUUUGGAUCUUUUCUCUGAAGUGUCCCCUAUAUACACUUACACAGAAUCUUACUAUGGACAGCCAUAUAUUUGGUGCAUGCUACAUGAUUUUGGAGGAACUAUGGAGUUAUAUGGAGCCCUAGACAGUAUUAAUACAGGACCAUUUGAAGGUAGAAAUAUGACUAACAGUACCAUGGUUGGUUUAGGACUCACACCAGAGGGAAUUUACCAGAAUGAAGUUAUUUAUGAAUUCUUCAUGGAAAAUGUAUGGAGAAAACAACCAAGAGAUAUAACAAAAUGGAUUUCAGACUUUACAAGGAAGAGAUAUGGAAAAUAUAACAAGUUUGUAGACUUGGCCUGGCAGUAUCUUAAGAAGAGUGUAUAUAAUAGCACAGCUGGUCAUGAGGACUUUAGUACUGAUGUUAUUGUCACAAGACGACCUAGAUAUCGAAACCGAUUACGUCCACAAGUGUGGUUUGAUCCAGAAGAUUUAUAUGCAGCCUGGGAUCUACUGAUAUUGUCUGCUGAUCAAUAUAAAAAUAACACACUCUAUCAGUAUGAUUUAGUAGAUGUGACCAGAAACAGUUUACAAAUUAUUUCAAUAGAAUAUUAUAAUAAGAUGAUAGCUUCUGUUAUGAUCAAUAAAACAGAAGAUUUUCUAAUAAACAGUCGAUUAUUACUAGAAUUAUUGAAUGACAUGGAAACAUUACUGGCCAGUGAUUCUCAUUUCUUACUUGGGAAAUGGAUAGCUGCAGCUAAAUCAUGGGCAACAGACAUAUCAGAAUCUUUUAAUUUGGAAUUUAAUGCAAGAAACCAGAUAACUUUAUGGGGUCCCAGAGGAGAAAUUUUAGAUUAUGCUUGUAAGCAGUGGUCAGGAUUAUUGAAAGGAUAUUACAUUCCAAGAUGGCAGCUAUUUGUAGAGAUGUUGCAUAUUAGUGUGAUUGAUCAUACAAAAUUUAAUGAAACACUGUUUGCCCAGAUUGUUUAUGAGAAAGUAGAACUGCCAUUUUCUAACCAGCUUGAUGACUACCCAACAGAACCUAUAGGAGAUGCAUAUGCCAUUGCAACAUCGAUACAUAAAAAGUAUAGAAAUAUGAUAGAUAAAGAAUUUUUCCAAGUUUAUGCAGCACAGAGUAGAAAAGUGAAAGACAAUCGUAACAUGAUUGAAAAGAAGUAUGGACUUAACCCUCCAGUUUAUGAUAUACUUGUGAAGACUUAAUUAGUUAUUUAGUAAUGGUAGUAGAAAUCUUAUAUUGUAAAUUGAUACAUGCUAAAGAUUGAUUUUACGAUACUUUUAUACAUAAAUAUAAACAUUGAUUGUGUUACAUAUGUUUAAAGGUUCACAUUGAUUCAUUUUUGCUUAUUACUUGAAAUAUAAAAUUGGCAAUUAUAAGAUCAAAUUGUACAUUUGCCCAUAUACUUCAAUUUCUUAUUGAUUUUGCCCAGUUUAAUCUAGUCAUUCUGUAUGAGGACAGAAUUUCAGUUCACACCAACCACUUCAUUAUAGAUAUAUUAUUGAUACAUUGUGUAAUUGUACUUAUUGUUUACAUAAUUAAAGUGAUACAUUCCACUAUGGCAAGCCAUAUUAAUAUUUAUUCUAACUUCAAGAUAUCUCAUAUAAUAUAUAAGAUAUCGUAUACAGAAAAUUAUAUGAGAUAUCUUAUAAUUUAUAUGAGAGUUCUUAUAAAUUAUAUGAGAGUUCUUACAAAAUAUAUAUAAGACAUCUUAUAAUCUAUAUAAGAUAUUGUAUAAACUAUAUGAGAUAUCUUAUAAAGUUUAUAAGAUAUCUUGAAGUUAGAAUAAAUAGUAACACUAUAUAGGUAGUACUGAUAUUUUUAUACAAUAAUCAACUUUAAAUGU
This is a messenger RNA of Mytilus californianus (California mussel), 3040 nucleotides long. Its product is annotated as alpha-N-acetylglucosaminidase-like. Lineage: Eukaryota; Metazoa; Mollusca; Bivalvia; Mytilida; Mytilidae. The coding region runs from base 57 to 2399 and encodes 780 amino acids. The record is from RefSeq and is a predicted model, not a curated record. The transcript is spliced from 23 exons.